AUGGUCUCUCUCAUCAAGAUGUACGCGAUUCUCAUCGCUUUUCUCUUUUCUCUGUACCUUUACGCUGCUUUCCCCGCGGUAGAGGCCGCAAUUGCGGGCAUCGACGAUGCCAUAAUGACCACCAUCACCCCCGCCAUCACCUCCACCAAUGCCGUUCUGGCCCUCUCUCCUGGCCGCCGUUCAGAGGUCUAUUAUGACCCUCCCCUGCCACUGUCCAACAGCACUGAUAGCAAGGACGACGACGGCGAUCACGACACCAUGCCAGAGUGGUCCAUCUGGACGACCGGCUGUAUGGUGACGAUUUUCAUUCUGGGCAUCAUUUGGUGGGUCGCCAGUAAGCGCUGGCCCGCCAUCCGGCCAGACUUCAACUGGCGGACCAUCAUCGCGGGCUUGCGGAAUGCCCUGCACAAGCGCCGACGACCUGAGCCUGCUGUCGAACUCGACUGGCUCGGGGGGGGAAGUACCAACAGUUCCUCCCCCGGCCUACAUCGCCAGAGAGAGAUGAGUGAAGAAAUCUGA
This is a messenger RNA of Penicillium malachiteum, 519 nucleotides long. RefSeq lists its product as uncharacterized. The transcript has 4 exons. NCBI's taxonomy places the organism in Eukaryota, Fungi, Ascomycota, Eurotiomycetes, Eurotiales, Aspergillaceae. The record is from RefSeq and is a predicted model, not a curated record. The coding region runs from base 1 to 519 and encodes 172 amino acids.